This is a messenger RNA of Diatraea saccharalis (sugarcane borer), 1219 nucleotides long. The record is from the annotation of a GenBank genome assembly. NCBI's taxonomy places the organism in Eukaryota, Metazoa, Arthropoda, Insecta, Lepidoptera, Crambidae.
AAGAUGUCGGCAGAGAUCAUAUGUUUUAAAUGUAAAAACGAAGUGGACAUUAAAGAUACAUUAUUGUGUCACAUAUGCAAUAACAGAUUUGAAUUCGACUGCGCUGGUUUUUCCGAAAAAUUAUAUCGUAUAAUGAAAUCAGAUACUAAGAAAAAUUGGAAAUGUAAAAAUUGUAUACAUAAAUCUACAGAUCCUGCAUCAUUAAUAAAUACAUCAAUUAAGACAUCUAACUUUGUGACAACACGGAAAAAAAUAUCGGGUACAAUCGUCUCAUCUAAAGCCAAAGAAUGCAACAUAAAUAGUGGUAUAGUACAAUACAUUUUGGUAAGCAAUUCUAAGGAAAAUUCACUUGAAGAAUCGACUGAAAUUGACAAUAAAGAUGUCAUCGCAAGUGAUAAAAGUAAUAUUGUCAGAAAUAACAGUAAAAUAACUUCUUUGCCAGAUUUAUCUACGACUUAUCAAACCACGGGCGAGAAUUCUUUCAAUAUAACAUCUCAUAGCUUACCUGAUAGGACAACCGAAGAGAAUCUCUUCAUUCAGGAGUUAAAGAAUGAAAUUGAAAAACUACGAUUAGAAUUGGACUCAGCAACUGCCGAAAUUGAUAACUUGAAUUUAAUGAAUAGAGAAUUGUCUAAAAAAAUUUAUGACCAAGAAAAAAUUAUAAAAUUAUAUAAAACAGUUGGAAUAACCGACUUCAACGCGAGUAUAAAUAAAACGUCAUCUACAUCUACACCAAAAUUAAUGUACAAUAAUAAAACGAAGAAUCAGUCGACAAAAAAACAAAAGAAGAAUAACAUUUCUGCUAGCUACUUAGAUAUAAUUCCUACUAAUGAGUCGAGUUAUCCAGCAGCGCCACCAGCGAUGCAACGAGAAGCGGUUUAAUGCGUGGCUCAUCAGAUUAGCAAUGUACGUCAAGCUUCACAAGAUGGCGCUUCAUCCUAUACUGUGACUACGGACGGCGACAUCCAUUAUACCUAAACAAAAGAUAUUUAUACUUGGUGACGAAGGGGCAGUGGGUUUAUCUUGUAAAAUAUUAGAGACUAGGAAAAACAAAUGGAAUGAUAAUUAUAAACCAUUUUGACUUGUUAGACCUAAUGCUUAUUCGUCGGAAACUCUUGAAGAUUGCUAUACGAUUAAAAAUAAUUUAUCUAUGAAUGAUUUUGUAGUUGUUUGCACAGGAAACCAUGACUCUAAUCCGUAUAAUUUAUUUUCAAAUAUA